This is a messenger RNA of Pelodiscus sinensis (Chinese soft-shelled turtle), 5861 nucleotides long. It is a transcript of the gene COBL, whose product is annotated as cordon-bleu WH2 repeat protein. Gene Ontology annotation, biological process: actin filament polymerization; actin filament network formation. The record is from RefSeq and is a predicted model, not a curated record. Lineage: Eukaryota; Metazoa; Chordata; Testudines; Trionychidae. Gene Ontology annotation, molecular function: actin monomer binding. Gene Ontology annotation, cellular component: plasma membrane; ruffle; axonal growth cone.
CUAGAGAAAAGAGGAAACUCUGGGAUUCUUUGUUCAGGAUGGUGAAAUGUACUGGGUCACUUUAGAAACCACUAUCUCUAGCCUACAUACUGAGGGACACAGUCUGUGCCGUACAGUGCUAUGACAGGGUCUAUCAAAAUUGUAGCUCCAGUAGUAUUUGAGAUAUGCAGACUGUUUGUUUGCUUUAUUUUCUGUACGGGGCAUUGGAAUGUCACAGUUGCAUCAUAUCGCACUUUAAUAAAUAAUCGACAGAGGAGUAGGUCCAAAGGGCUUUUAGCUUGUUCUCAUUGUGCUGCUAUGUAUGGAGAAGUGCAAGGGAUUGUUCAUGAUUUCUGCUGCGGUGCUUCCACUUGCUGUGCUAUGGAAGAGAGAAAAAUGAAGGCUCGAGCUCCCCCUCCACCAACUCAGCCUCCUGCUGCAAGUCAAAUUCAGAGUGAGCAGAAGUCGCUGUCAGAGCUGGGAGUAAUCCCUGAUCAGAACCUGGUGACCAUGAAAGAAAAUAUGAUAAACAGGACCGUGGACUUCACAGUUGUUUUGCCAAGCGGUGUGGAACAGAAGAACAAUGUACAUGGGAGUAAAGCCAUGAUGGACCUGUUGGUGGAUUUGUGCAGCCGGUACCACUUGAAUCCGGCUCACCAUACUCUAGAGCUGAAGUCUUGUGGAAUGCAACCUUUGAGUUAUAAGCCUAAUACUUUGAUUGGGGCACUGGAUGUACAGACGGUACUUCUGAAGGAGAAAGUUCCUGAAGGGAAAACAAAACGACCUCCACCUAGGAUCCCUGAGAAGUCUGUGAGGUUGGUAGUGAAUUACCUGAAGACACACAAGGCUGUGGUUCGAGUGAGUCCUGAGGUGCCUCUGCACAGCAUAAUUCCAGCCAUUUGUGAAAAGUGCGAGGUCAGCCCCGAGCAUGUUGUGCUCCUGAGGGACAGUAUCACUGGGGAAGAGCUGGAACUUACAAAGUCCUUGGAUGAGUUAGGGAUAAAGGAGCUAUAUGCCUGGGACAGGAAAAGAGUUCUUCCAUCAAAAACUCAGUCUGAACCUUCUCUGAGCUAUAGAGAGACAAGUCAAAAUUCUUCAAUAAGCAACGAAGCAACAGAAAAAGAAAAGAGAGGCUUUCUGGGAUUUUUCAAAACUACUAAAAGAAGCAGCAAGACAGAAGAGCAUUUGAGGAUGGACGGUGACUAUGGGGAUGAGGAUGGUUUUAAUUCUGCAACUGCUAGUGAAGGGAGCUUGGAUGGUUUUGCAACAGCUCCAAAUUCUCCAUCAGUGAAUUCACGUUCCACACUACUGGGUCCAUCACUGUCUCUUGGCAACAUUUCAGGAGUGACCGCCAACCAAGAAAUAAAAAAACGCAGAGCACCUCCUCCACCAGUAGCAACGCCCCAUUUGCAGAAUAUGGAGACAAGUGGAGUGGCAAAGACAGCAGUGCAGAUUUCACAGGGAGCCUCACAGAAUGAUUUACAGAAAAAAAAGAGGCGUGCCCCUCCACCACCAACUCCUCCUGUUCAAACCAUGCCAAACAGAACAGAAGAAAAAGAAGACAAGAGGAAGAGCACAAUGGGUAAUGGACGACAGAUGCCACAAAAGCCUCCUAGAGGCAAUACACGUGGUCCACCCCAGUUAGUGAUUCCCCCUCCCCCACCUUACCCUCCUCCUGACACAGACAUUAUGGAUUCAACCGACUAUUACAGUGAAGCACCUGAUGUUACAACACCAACAAACCUGGUACCUAAACAGAGUCUGCAGCUCGCACAUGAUAACAUUUAUGUUGUGGAUGAUAUGGUUUUGGAUCUAGCAGAGGUAGAGGAGACAACAUCAGUAAGUAGCUGUUUUGCGUCAGAAGACACCACUGAAGACUCAGGUGUUGUGAGCUCUCCAUCUGAUAUUGUAUCAUUGGAUUCACAAAAUGACAAUAUGAAACUGAAAGACAAGUCAGUCAAUGGUCUGGAGGACCCUGCUGAAGUGGAUGUAACUUAUGCCUCAGAGUUGUGCUCUGUGAGGAAUACCUCCUGCGACAGCAACGAUUCUGAAAAAGCUCAACACAGUAGCAGAGAUGAAGAAAUGACUGCAGUUAAGAAUGACAAUGAGGACGUAUUCAUUGCUGCACGACUCCAGCAGGCUCUGGCUGAACUAGAUGUCAGUUUAGAAGCAAUGGAAGGUAUACACUGUGAAGCAGAUAAUGAUUCUGUGGCAGACCACACAAAUGGGGUGUCCAGCCCGCAUUUCAUCAAUGCUGGUGCUGCUCAAGAUACUGCUUUUGUUGUUCCAGUAACAAACAUAGAUGAUAUCUUGGAUGUUAACACCAUAGGUCCAAUUGAAGAUGAAGAGAAUAUGUUACUCCCUAAAGAAAAUGAUAAAGAAGCUAUCUCAGCUGAUUCCAUUACUUUAUGGAACUUUACAAAUAACAGUGCAGGGUCUUUUGAUAAGAAACAGGUAAAUGACAUGUCCCUAAGUAUAUCCAUGGACUUAAUUCACCAGCAGUCCUCUGAAGAUGUAUUUAAUUCCCUGCAUGCAGAACAAAAGCGAGAGAAGUUUGGAUCUCUUACAUCUUUGUUUGAAAAGAGAAAUGAAAACAACCUGGGGCUGGAAAACACCUAUAAAAGUGGUGUAAGUUCAGAAGAAUGCAAACCCACACAGAUUUCUUCUCCUCUCACGCCUGUGACUGAAAUACAGAUAGCAAGAGAGAAAACAAAUCCAUAUAAUGAACAAAAUAGUCAGGAAAAAAUCUUGAACAAAAUGAAAACAGAAUUGGAAUUCAAGCCCACAUCAAACAAAACCACUGAGGAAAAAAAAGAUGUCUUAUCCCCGCGCCAGUGGGGUCAUCGUGUCCCUAGUUCUGUAACAAGCUAUGAACCUAAAGUAGGCCUGACAACCUUUAAAGUUGUUCCUCCCAAGCCUGAAAAAAAAUAUUUUGAUAGAGGGAAUUCCUUCACCACUGGUGCCCUUAAGAUAGAUGACUUAGGCAACCUGAUCACUCCAAAUGCUGAUAAGAAGAACACAUCAGAUUUUUCUUCCAAUGAAACUGAAGAACCUCAUAUUGGGAGAGUAAAGGCAUUCUGGAGGGAAAACUCUAUGGAAAAACAAUCUGACAAGUCUAUAGAAUAUAAUUCUAAAAAGUCAAUAGCCAUUGUGAGCUCAAAACCCUUUAAUUCAAAAUCUGAAAGCAAACCUAUCUCUCUAAUGGAUUCAAAACCAAUACCAUCACAAACAAUUACGUCAAAUGUGGCUGAAAGGCAUUUUGAGCUUGAAAGAAUCAAACCACCUGUUCCAGCCACACAGUCUCAGGUAAAAACAUCAGCAUUCCCAACAAUUAACAAGGACGAGACAGAGUUCCCAUUUUUAAAGCCUUAUAAAAGAACUUCAAGCCAUUAUGUUGCAUCGGCCAUUGCAAAACGUCUUGAUCCACUUACAUUAAAGACUGAUUUGACAGAGAAGCAUGUUAAAAAUGAGAAUAAACAUGAGGAAACAUUGAUAAAAAUUGGAGCAGAACCUCUCCCCAAAGAAUGCAUUACUGUGGCCAAAAACAGCCCUAGGGCAGUGAAACCUGCAGAAAUGAGAGACUCUCAUUCAGAUAUAUUUACCUGCAGUCACAAAGCAUCGAAUGGCAGGUUGACACUUGGUGAUAAUUUUGCCAUGGAAAACAAAACAGUGACUAUCAAGUCACUGAAUCACGUUACCCCUGUAGGUUUCUAUAAACGGAGCAUCAGUGUACCGCUUACUAAAUCCUCUUCAAAAGAUAACUACCCUGCAGAAAGCAAUCACAGUUUUAACAGCAGACAAAGUAUAGUUGAUAAAAACACACAUGCUUUGUCUGAUCAGAAAGGUGAGAAGACGGACCAUGCUAAUUCUUCCUCAUCGCUCACAUCACCCAAUCUCCCAACAUCUACAGCCUCUUACAGCUCAUUAUCGAGGUCCACUAAAUGGCAUCCUGCUAACAAUAUACAAACUAAUUCUUUAAAAGCAUUGUCAGAGUUCAAUAUUACACCUGUGAAUAACCACAUCAGUUCUCAAAGAGACAAGAAGCCUGCUGUUCCCCUAAUAAACGAUAUACAUAAAUCUGAUGAUAUUAUACAAACUGAUAUUUUUGGGCCAAAGAAGAAGUUCAAACCUGUUGUCCAGAAACCAGUUCUGAAAGAUUCAUCCCUGCACAGCACAUUAAUGGAAGCCAUUCAGACUGCAGGAGGAAAGGAAAAACUACGAAAGACUUCAGACAGCGUGAUAAAUGGAAGUCAGAAGAACUCAUAUGCUGAGCCAGAGAAUGAACGUUCAGCCCUGCUGGCAGCAAUCAGAGGCCACAGUGGCACAUCAAGACUGAAAAAGAUCUCAUCAUCAGCCUCUGAAGAGCUGCAGAGCUUUAGAAAUGCAGAACCGUCUUUGCAAAAUAAAGAAGACUUUCAGGCAGAGCAACUUCGGAUCCCCCCUCCACCUGCCCUGCCACCACCCCCGCCUCCUCCCAGCCACAAGUCCGUGACAGCUCCUAGAUUUCAUGCCACUGCUACAAGUAACCCUGGGGAUGCAAGGGAGGCCCUAAUGGAAGCCAUUCGCUCUGGUGCUGGAGCAGCCAGGUUAAAAAAGGUCCCACUCCUAGUUUGAAUCAUGUCUAAAGAACAGGUAAUUGGAAAAUCUAACUUCACACACAGAUAAUCAUCAUUCAAGGAUUGAUGUGGCAAAGCACAUCAAGAAAUUUAGCUUAUUAUCCUAUGGGCCAAAAUAAGUUGCAGUUGUAUGUUCCUGCAUAAUGGUUCUAAGGCGAAAAUAUAAUGCUUUGCUGCACAGUUUUUGUGCCAAGGACCUGUGUUUUGCCUCUGAAUAUUUAAGAUUGCCAAUAAAGUAUUCUUGUUGGCUGGUUAAUAAGAACAUAAACACUGUAUAGUCCUGCUUUAAUGGUGUAUUCGGGGAAAAAAUAAGAUUUUUGCUGCCUGUCUGAACAAUAACAUUAAUUCACUAUUUAGUUGCUUAAAAAUAUGCAAAUAUUUCAAACAAUGUACUUGUUUCUUACUCUUUGAUUUGGACAAAAUAGCAAGAGCCAAUAAGAAAAAAAAGGAAAUAUAAUACAGAUCCAUCAACAUUAAUUAUAAGAAAAAAAUGGUAGAUUCUGAAAUGCUUAGAUUGCCAUAUGCUAUUAUGUUAUAUCAUUAGGAGAUUAUUAUAUCUCUAGAAUUCUCACUAAGCAGGUAAUGAACAGGAAUAUGACAUGUACUGAACCCUAGUAAUAUUCAUGACACUGUGAAAGUGUUGAGAUGUAAAAUAAAAGGGACCUUCACUUAAAACAGAGACUGUGAAGGAUUUAAUGAACGUUUCAAAACACUGCCUAGUCUUUCAGGAUCUAGGACUCAUUACUGCCCUCUAAAAUGGAGGUGUGCCUAUUCACAUAUGUAAGAACAGGACCAAUCUAUGGGUCAGAUCCUGAGCUGCUGUAACUUGUACAUAAUCUGUCCCCUUAUUUCUAGUUAAUUAUGGCUGUAGCAUUGUCUCACAAUUAUUUAUAGCAGCUUAAUUUACAAAUAUUAACUACUUUGGUAGUUGACAUAUUUUGAAACUAUUUCAAUAAAUUGAAAUGAUAACUUAAGGAGGACAGAUCAGUCAACAUUUUGCUCACAUUUACUAUAUUGUCAUGAAUUUUAGGAAGUGGGAGUUUGUAUAUUUUAAAUUUUUUAUGAUCAUCCUAUCACUGUACACAGCCCAGAAUGGAAAUAUUUAAUGGGGGAGGGUUUCAGAGCUGGGAGUUUAAAACAUCGCUGUGUAGUGUUGCUAAUGUUAAAAAAGAGGACUGUUCAGCCAUCUGUACUUAAUAUGACUGUAUGUUAUAUAUUGUAAAAUAUUUGUCUGUUAGUGCCACAAAUAAAACAUGUUGUACAAGA